Molecule: messenger RNA, 636 nt
Organism: Bipolaris sorokiniana ND90Pr
Lineage: Eukaryota; Fungi; Ascomycota; Dothideomycetes; Pleosporales; Pleosporaceae
Exons: 3
Coding region: 74-373 (99 amino acids)
Source: RefSeq, a predicted model, not a curated record
UACCACAGCAACUAUCGAUUGUCUUUUCAAGUACUCCUUGUUACUCACAAUUAUCAAUCUACUCUUUCUCAAAAUGGUUACCAUCAAGAUCGCCACCAUCGCAGCGGUCCUGGCCUCCACCGCCUCAGUCUCGGCGACAUGGUUUCACGUAAACAGAGGCUGCAUCCUCCUCAACCAAGCUAUCCUCUGCGCGGGCAAAGACGGUGCACGCCAGAUUGACGGUGGCAAAGCCCAUGUCGAAGCCAAGUUGGACCAGACCAGCCACUGCACGAAAGACUUCACGUGGCCUUCCAACUAUGGUGAUAUCUACUAUGGUGCUGACAACUGUCUUUAUGACUCUAAGGGCCAGAACAUCGGCGGCCAAUGCUGCUAAAGUGCUCGUAUUUAGUACGGAGCACGGGACGUUUAGUCAACAUGUGGGGGGUGAUAAAUAGGACUGCCAUGGAGGAUGCAUAAAGUUACAGGGUUGAAGGAGGAAGGUUUUCAACUAGAGUCGCUCCUUAUUAUUCAAUUCUGUCCUAUAUGUGUGGUGUUAUGGUCGUGUUGUUGUCAUGAUGGACUUGAAAUCUCCCAGUCUCACUUGCUACUAUAUUCCGUUCGCUUAUCGCGUUCCUCUUUUUCAAUGAAGUGCUGGCG